UCAUGUUUUAAUUCGCUCGUUCCGAAAUACGAUUCGUUUGCGCACCAAAUCGGUGGGGAACGCGGCCUAAAUCUACGAAAUUGGCGUUCCGGAUCAAGAGGAAGGAAGCACAGCAAUUGUUAGGGUUUCUGGAACCCUAGAUCUGAAAAUUAGGCCCCAGAUUAAGAAAAGGAGAAUAAAACAUUGGGUCUUUUGGUUGCCGAUGUGAUGCGAGCCGACGAACAUAUUGAUGGAGCGCAUAUGUUGCAGAGAUAGGGAGAGAGAAGCCUCACAUUCUUUUUUGGUUGCAGAGAGAACGAGAAUUGCGAUAGUGAGUAACACAAAACCAGCGGGGAAGGGUAAUCUUUGAAGAGAGAUAACAUUUUUAAUUAGCACUACAUUUACAGCUGGCACCAUCUAGGCACCAUCUAUUGACAACUUUUUUUCUCCUUUUUUUGUUAUUUUUUUGGCAGCUUUCUUUUUCUAGUUCCAUAUGUAGCAUGGAAUUAAAACUCUCCCGUUCCGUUACAGAACGGCCGUUCUGUAACGGAUUUCGGAUUUGUCGUUCCGCGAAAUCCCGUUACGGAACGCCAUAAUAAAAUUCACGUACUUCUCGCCGCGUUGUCCGUUCCGUAACGCGAACUCGCCGCGUUAGAACGAUUUUAUCCCCGUUACAUCCGUUCUUUUCAAACAUUGGCCAAAUUUUUUUUAUGAUUUAAUUAUAUAGUUGAGGAAACAUGAUAUUCUAUUAGAUUUGAUUAUAUUAUGUUCUAAUAAUGCUUCAUAAACUAAAAAAAUCCAAAUAAGAUUAAAACAUAUUAAUGUGAAUUUUUUAAAAAAAUUCACGCCGCGUCGGCCGUGAAACGUUCUAUUUCGCCGUUCCAAGCCGUUCCCGCGACAACGCGACCGUUCCCGCGAACGCGACCGUGACCGCGUUUUUUUCCCUGAUAUGUAGUGCUAGUUUUAAAAAAUAGAUUUAAUAAAAAAAUUUAAAAUUCAAAUAACUGAAGGUAAUUAAUGUAUUAAGUUAUUUGAAAUUAUUUUAUAAUGAAUAAAUAUUAUUAUUAAAUAUAUUAGCACAAAUUACGCUCCCAAAAUCCGUACCCAAAACAAACUCUCUCAGGCUCAGAAAUCUCCCGACUAGAUAGUGGCGUUCCCAUGCCUGUUCCACGAUUCGAGGCGUUUUGCGAAUUAGGCUCACAGACCAAGCGGGCGUUGAUUUCAUUAUCUGAUAAGACUGAUUUAGCUAUGCUUGGAAGCGGGUUACGGAGCUUAGGGUACACUAUUGUUUCAACGGGAGGAACUGCAACUUCUUUGGAAGAUAUUGGUGUUUAUGUGACUAAAGUGGAGCAGCUAACUUGUUUUCCUGAAAUGCUUGAUGGUCGUGUCAAAACUUUGCAUCCUUACAUACAUGGUGGCAUCCUUGCUAGAAGAGACCUUCAGCAUCACAUGGAUGCUAUAGAGAAACAUGGAUUUGGAACCUUUGACGUGGUGGUUGUAAAUUUAUACCCCUUUUAUGAUAAAGUAACUUCAGCUGGAGGAGUUCAUUUUGAGGAGGGAAUUGAGAAUAUUGAUAUUGGUGGACCUACAAUGAUCAGAGGUGCUGCAAAGAAUCACAAGGAUGUCUUGGUGGUGGUUGAUCCACAAGAUUACUCUGCUUUGAUAGAUUAUCUCAAGGGAGAUCAGGAUGACCAACAGUUCCGUAGGAAGCUUGCCUGGAAGGCUUUUCAGCACGUGGCUGCUUAUGAUUCCGCAGUUUCAGAGUGGCUGUGGAAGGAGACUGAAGGAGAUAAAUUUCCACCCAGCUUCACAGUACCAUUGUCCCUUAGAAGUUCUCUUCGAUAUGGGGAGAAUCCUCACCAAAAAGCAGCAUUUUAUGUUGACAAGAGUCUCGCUGAGUUUAAUUCUGGUGGUAUUGCUACAGCUGUUCAACACCAUGGAAAGGAAAUGUCGUAUAAUAACUACUUAGAUGCUGAUGCAGCUUGGAAUUGUGUCUCUGAAUUCAAAGAUCCUACUUGUGUGGUGGUGAAGCAUACGAACCCUUGUGGAGUUGCUUCACGUGAUGACAUCCUUGAAGCAUACAGGCUAGCUGUCAAAGCAGAUCCAGUUAGCGCAUUUGGUGGCAUUGUGGCCUUUAAUGUUAUAAUUGAUGAGACUCUUGCCAAGGAAAUUCGGGAGUUUAGAAGCCCUACAGAUGGUGAGACUCGGAUGUUUUAUGAAAUUGUGGUUGCGCCCGGUUUUUCAGAAAAAGGACUUGAGGUUCUCUGUGGGAAAUCAAAGACCUUAAGAAUUCUUGAGGCAAAGAAGAAUGACAAAGGAAAACUUUCUUUGCGACAAGUUGGAGGUGGUUGGUUAGCUCAGGAGUCCGAUGAUUUGACACCUGAGGAUGUCCAAUUUAAAGUUGUCUCUGAAAGAAGCCCAACAGAAAAGGAGCUAGAUGAUGCAAAAUUUGCCUGGCUUUGUGUGAAGCAUGUGAAGAGCAAUGCUAUAGUGAUCGCAAAGAAUAAAUGCAUGCUAGGCAUGGGUAGUGGGCAGCCAAACCGUGUUGAAAGUUUGAGAAUUGCUAUGAGAAAAGCAGGAGACGAGGUCAAAGGAGCAUCUUUGGCAAGUGAUGCUUUCUUCCCAUUUGCUUGGAAGGAUGCAGUAGAAGAAGCUUGUGAGAGUGGCAUAAGUGUCAUAGCGGAGCCUGGUGGCAGCAUUAGAGACAAGGAUGCUGUGGACUGUUGCAAUAAAUAUGAUGUUUCACUUUUCUUUACUGAAGUGAGGCAUUUCCGACACUAAUCGCGAUCCUGAAUGUAGCUGGUGUUGCCUUUCAUAUCACCACAAUCAAAGGAGCUGUUGUACACCAUUAUGUACUAGAGGGUAAAAUGCCAAAAAUUCGGCUUAAUAGUGUUAAUCUACCUGAGUUUGUAAGUGUUGAUGUACCAAAAAAAUGUGUUCUUUUGGAUCGAUGGCGCAUGUCACCAUUAGCAUCAUAGGCUUAGGCACUAGAUAUUGGGCAGUACCUUCCACAAGAAAUUGGAAUGAGUAAAACAAGGUCAUGUAUAAUUUGAGCUUGAAUUUUGUUGCUCAAGGGCUGAAUAUGUAGCCAAAGAUUUGCUGACCAAAAAAGUUCACAAAUUCGUGUAAUAGGGGUGCAUUUUGUCCAUGUGAAUAAGCUCCAUGUCUAGUAAGUUUUAAUAAAUUUUGAUAAGUUUAGUUGCA
Beta vulgaris subsp. vulgaris (sugar beet) is the source of this 3183-nucleotide messenger RNA. RefSeq lists its product as uncharacterized. Gene Ontology annotation, biological process: 'de novo' IMP biosynthetic process. Gene Ontology annotation, molecular function: IMP cyclohydrolase activity; phosphoribosylaminoimidazolecarboxamide formyltransferase activity. The transcript is spliced from 11 exons. Lineage: Eukaryota; Viridiplantae; Streptophyta; Magnoliopsida; Caryophyllales; Amaranthaceae. The record is from RefSeq and is a predicted model, not a curated record. Gene Ontology annotation, cellular component: cytosol. The coding region runs from base 1138 to 2760 and encodes 540 amino acids.